This is a messenger RNA of Orbicella faveolata, 2655 nucleotides long. RefSeq lists its product as uncharacterized. Gene Ontology annotation, molecular function: ATP binding; protein binding; ATP hydrolysis activity. The record is from RefSeq and is a predicted model, not a curated record. Gene Ontology annotation, biological process: signal transduction. NCBI's taxonomy places the organism in Eukaryota, Metazoa, Cnidaria, Anthozoa, Scleractinia, Merulinidae.
CACUUUAGAAAGUAUAAAUAAAAGACAGCCAGUAAUGAACUGAAUGCUCGGGUUAUGAAUUUGAAAUCAGAAGCAACAAAAGUUCAUUUUCUGUAGGCUACUGAUUAAUCUUAUUUUAUUUUAUUAAUUUUUUCGGCUCUUAUUUCAAAUACCCAAUGCUCAUCAACAAAGAGAUUUUCCAAACAAAAACAAGUCGGAAAGCAAGUAUUCUGUUUUUGGUUUCCAUCUCUUAUCGAUCUCCAGUAGAUAAAUUUCUUCUAAAUUGAUGAAAAGAACAUGAUAUUCAUUACCACAGCUAGUCAAGAAUCAAAACCGAUUUGUCAUAUAUUGACCGACUUUUCGCUAUAGUUCCUCACGUUAAUGAUAAAAGAGCCUUGAUUAAAACUGAUUAGGUUUUGAGCUCAGCCACCGACGAAUUAAGCACGGGAUCCAGAAGUAUUUGCUAUGGACACCAAAUUAACCGAGGACGACGAGCACACGAUUUCUUGUAAUAGCACUUUGAUUAGACGAAGCAAGUGGGCUGUAAACGUUUCGUUGCAUAUGAACUGAGACUGUCAUACCAUCGUAGAAACAUGCGAGAAACAUGCGAAAAACGGCUUAGUUACAACUUACAAAUUGAAUCCCCCAUCUUGGUAUGUCGCAUAUUCCGAAAAUAUGAAGCAACACGAAAAUAACCUAACCGGAAGAAAACCGAAGAUGCUGUCAUAAAACAUUACAAAAAUAUUGAUUCAAAAAAGCACAGGAUGUAAAUUUUGUAAACAAGCCGUCACACAAUUAGGGUCAAAAUAUUAAUAGUGAAAUCGCACAAUUAUCAACUAUUCCUUCAAACAAUUACAACCAUUAAAGUUCAGUACCCCAGGCGAGGGUGUUUCCCAAAUCCUUUGUAGCGUACCUUGAUACAAUGUAGGGACUUUUCCCAAAAAUAAUACACUCCGGCAUGUCUCAGCAAGCCCUCCAACAGCAGCAGCCCUCCAACCUCGGAAAGCAGUGACGUAUGCAAGGACGAAACGGGAGGAGGGAAGGUAUUUCAUGCUCCCGGUGAAUGACGACUACCGUUGUGUGUCAUGGACACCCCAAAUGGGAAAGCUACGUAGUGCAGCACCCUUGCUCAAUAUCAUUUUUUUUUUUUUUAGCUGGGUACGCAAGUUAAGAGAGAGGUCACGGUCCGUUGAUUUCUAACAGUCGGUAAACCUGCGUAAAACAAAAUAUAUGCAUCAACACUGACGUAUAACAUGACCUUUGAUCACUCUGGUUUUCGCCUGAAUUCUCAGACAGACAACAAAAGUUUCUGGUAAUAUUUGCCAUUACGACGAGGAUGUCAACGAUGCCGGCUUUAUCGUUUUCAUAGUAGCUUUAUUAAGCGUUUUUUCACGAUAUAGAUCAGAUUAAAAAAGCUGCUGAAUGUUGGAAGCGAGUCGAAUACCCAGCGUCGUCUGAUCUGGAGGAAUCGUGUAAGCUGAAAUAAACUUUAGAAGUUAUGGACACGGUGCACCAGAACUGACACUUUGAGCGAUGCUACCGUUUUAAAUUCAUGGCCUCGACUGAGGACAGUUCUCUUUCGACUGACUCAAAGCUUUCUGAUGUCCUAAAACGUCACCCAGACUUCUUGGAUCAGUUGGCAUUAUGCUUGGACAGAAACAUGAGAUUAAUCCCGAACUGGAAACAGUUAGCAAGGGAACUAAACGUGGAUGAGGAUGUCAUCAAAAAAUUGGAACAGUACAAAGACCAAAGUCCAACCAUUCGACUGUUUGAGUACCUGGAGGUCACGCAACCACAACUGACCAUUCAACAGCUCAGAAACGCGAUGUUAGAUAUCAGGAGAAAUGAUCUGUUUAGUCUCUUGACGACAAAAGGUGGCUUUACUGGUUCUGAAAGGGUCCAGGAAGUAAUGACUUCACAACCCCAUUCACCUUGGGCUAGUCUUUUAGAUGAGAUUGCCCUAGCCCUAGAUGUAACGUCACUUGUGUUGGCAAAUUGGUACCGCUUGGCGAUAAAACUUGGCGUGCCCAGGGAAGACUGUUGGAAUUUCGAAAGACGUUCAACUCAAAGCCCAACCAACGAGCUGUUCCAGUAUUUGGAGGCUAAUCGUCCGCAGAUGACACUUAAGAAACUAAAGGAAACUCUACACGACCUGAAAAGGAUGGAUUUGCUUUACUAUCUAGAUAAGCAGAGCCUAGAAGGUAAUGUUCAGUUUGUAAGAGGUCAAAAAAUUAAGAACAUUAACUGUAGAGAUCGAUAGUUUUUUUGUCGGCCCAAUGGUGUUCUCGUCGGACUCAGAACGAGAGGUUUGGGCUCUAUUCUUUUCAGUUGCCAUCUAUGGUAACCUUAGACAAGCCACUGUGUUUUAAUUUACUCCAGAGUGUCACAAAUAACACACUAUCCAAUGACAUCCCAUCCAAGGAAUAUAAUAAUACACACCCUUAGUCACUUCACGCUAAUGAAAUCCAGAAAAUUAUUGUUAAAGGCUGGCCACGAAGCCCUUGAGAGAUUUAACCCUCUUACAACAUUUUGUGAAAUUUUCUACUCUUCGCAAUGGUGUCUACGGAAAGGGCCAAAUCUAAAAUUUGUAUUUCUCAUUUUUGCUGCCUCGGUUCAACGAAUUGGCACAAGCCGAACUUUCCUGGCUUUUCUUUGACGGAAUUCUCAACCAUGUCC